Molecule: messenger RNA, 1443 nt
Organism: Aspergillus nomiae NRRL 13137
Lineage: Eukaryota; Fungi; Ascomycota; Eurotiomycetes; Eurotiales; Aspergillaceae
Product: adenylate/guanylate cyclase domain-containing protein
Exons: 1
Coding region: 1-1443 (480 amino acids)
Biological process (GO): cyclic nucleotide biosynthetic process; intracellular signal transduction
Source: RefSeq, a predicted model, not a curated record
AUGGUUAUGAUUCUUGGCGUUGGGGAUCUAAAGAAACGAGACAGACAGAGCAAGCUCAGAAAUGCGAGUGUUUCUACGGGCAUGCUCGAGGACCAACAAAUCCUUCCCACUUCAAAACGCACGAAGAAGCCCCGUGACAUGCCUGGAGAUUCCAGACUUGCUCGCUUUGAUUUCGUGGAUGCCCCUGUAGGGGAAUUGGCUAUUAUCUUUACAGAUAUUAAAGGGUCAACGAGCCUUUGGGAGACCUGCCCUGAUGCAAUGCGCUCUGCCAUACAAAUCCAUAAUGACAUACUUCGUCGACAGCUUGGAAUCAUUGGUGGGUACGAAGUCAAGACUGAGGGAGAUGCCUUUAUGGUUGCCUUUUCCACGACUACGGCUGCCUUGCUCUGGUGCUUCAACUGUCAAAUGCAGCUUCUAGAAGCAGAAUGGCCGACGGAAAUUCUCGAACAACCUCAGUGUGAGGUCGAGUACGAUAUGGACAAUAAUAUUAUUUUCCGUGGACUUUCUGUCCGUAUGGGUAUACAUUGGGGUGAGCCUGUCUGUGAAAAGGAUCCCGUUACUAACCGCAUGGACUACUUUGGACCGAUGGUGAACCGCGCCUCUCGUAUCUCCGCUGUUGCCGAUGGCGGGCAGAUCUUCGUGUCAUCGGAUUUUAUGAGCGAUAUCCAACGCAAUCUGGAGGUGUUUGCAGAUAGUGAGCGUGCUGCAUCAACUGGUUCGGAAGAGGGUUAUGCUGUGGAUAACCUUGGGUAUAACAUCCGUCGUGAGCUGCAACAACUCAACAGCCUUGGCUUCGUGAUCAAAGACCAGGGAGAACGGAAGCUGAAAGGCCUGGAGAACCCCGAGCCGCUUUACCUCAUCUACCCUCACACCCUAUCGGGCCGAUUAAGUAUCAUGCAGAAAGAUGCAGCAAGUGACAAGAAUGUCCCAACAACCAUUAGCAAACACUCCCAGCUGGAAAUUCAAACAGACCUCAUCUGGCGCCUCUGGGAGAUUACCCUCCGCUUAGAGAGGCUGUGUGGCGCUUUGGAGUAUCCGGGCGAGGCCCGACUAAAGGAGCCCAACGUGUCGCUCUUCAAUGUCGUUAAAAAUCAUGGAGGAGAGCUUGCUGACUCGACCGUGGUCAGCUUGGUUGAACAACAAGUGACUCGCAUCGAAAUGACGGUUAGCACUCUUGCAAUUCGGAACAUGUUACGGCCCUUCAGACCGCACGACCGACUCGAUGAUCAUGCCAUGCCUAUCAAAGACGUGUUACAGGAGCUGCAAACCCAGCUUGCCGAAUACAGGGCCCUCAAAGAGCAGAUUUCUGUCAGUGCUGCUGGCAUCACUGACAGGAGUCCGAGUUACGCGGCGACGGAUUUGGCAUCUCUCAAAGACCGCAACAGUUCUGCAUCGUCGUCUUUUCUUCACAUGAGCAUCCCAGCUGAUGACGUGGACAACUAA